AUGCAAAAGUGGGAAGGGACCAAUGGAUCAAAGAUCCGCAUCCAACGUGAUCAAUUUACAAAAUUUGUGUCAGCAACGCGGGAAAUGGGGCUUUCAAAGGCUAGACAUAGCUAUCGGCCCAUUACCUCAGAAUUUGACGAGUCGGAAUGGCGAGCAUGGAUUGAAAGAGAAGAGGUCAACAGAGUGUGCAACUAUGUCUUUCUUCUCGACUCCGCCUUUGUGAUUUUCCACAAUUCAUUCCCACGAAUGGUUCUCCAGGAGAUGCAGAUUGAUUUAACAUCCCCAGAGCCAUGGUUUCAAGCAUCUUGCCUAGCCGACUUUUUAUCUGCUGUCCAGUCAAACCCAGGACUAUCAGAGAAGCAUCUAUCUCUUGUUGAUACCGUUCGCAGGUUAUGCAAUGAUAGCCCGAACCAAAGCACAAACUUUUUGGAUGGUGCUAGCGAGCUGAACCUUUUUACAAUCGCUGCAGCGAUUCAUGGUCUUAUAUUUCAUCAAAAAUCCUCGCUCUACACCCUUCCACUUUCCGAUAACCCGUUAGGCAAGGCACUUGACCGGUGGGGGGUCGCUUGGAAAUCAAACCAGCAGCAACCAUUGAAUGCCGGAGCAUCUAUGGAUACAAGUCGUACAGCCGAUGAGCAAUACGGAUUUAUGCAUUACGCUGAUGAGUUCGCUGUCUUAGCACGUAUCUAUCUCGAAUUAUCGUAUGUCUCCCCGACGGAAUGGUCGGAACUUAUCGAGGGAUUGUCUGACAGCUCCUCUCGCGGUGCAUUUGCUACCUUCGAUCAAGCCGGCAUGGGCCCUGUUGGGGAUUUGAUGCUGGCAGUGGAAAACUUCAGCCUGAAUAAAUAA
Molecule: messenger RNA, 849 nt
Organism: Penicillium crustosum
Lineage: Eukaryota; Fungi; Ascomycota; Eurotiomycetes; Eurotiales; Aspergillaceae
Exons: 4
Coding region: 1-849 (282 amino acids)
Biological process (GO): regulation of transcription by RNA polymerase II
Cellular component (GO): chromatin
Molecular function (GO): DNA-binding transcription factor activity, RNA polymerase II-specific; RNA polymerase II cis-regulatory region sequence-specific DNA binding
Source: RefSeq, a predicted model, not a curated record